Strongylocentrotus purpuratus (purple sea urchin) is the source of this 3115-nucleotide messenger RNA. RefSeq lists its product as uncharacterized. NCBI's taxonomy places the organism in Eukaryota, Metazoa, Echinodermata, Echinoidea, Camarodonta, Strongylocentrotidae. Bases 56 to 3016 code for a protein of 986 amino acids. The record is from RefSeq and is a predicted model, not a curated record. The transcript has 3 exons.
CUCUAAUAACCAAGAACAUUGGGAACCAUCCCCUGAGCCUGCCACACAAGCGUUAAUGGAAUCAGAUGGAAAGCUCUCCCAGUUUGAUGUUCCAGUUGAUAAUGAUGACACAUGUGAUGAUCCAUGCAUAAACCCCCCUAAUAACCAAGUGCAUUGGGAAUCAUUUACUGAGCUUGCCACACAACCUUUAAUAGAACCAGAUGGAAACCUUCCACUCUCCAAUGUUCUAACUGAUGAUGCUGAAACAUCUGAUGAUCUAUGCAGAAACCCCCCUAAUAACGAAACAAAUUGGGAACCAUCCCCUGAGCCUGCCACACAAGCUUUAAUGGAAUCAGAUGGAAAGAUUUCACAGUUUAAUGUUUCAGCUGAUAAUGAUGACACAUGUGAUGAUCCAUGCAUAAACCCCCCUAAUAACCAAGUGCAUUGGGAACCAUUUACUGAGCUUGCCACACAACCUUUAAUGGAACCAGAUGGAAACCUUUCACUGUCCAAUUUUCUUGCUGAUAAUGAUGACACAUCUGAUGAUCUAUGCAGAAACCCCCCUAAUAACCGAGAGCACUGGGAACCAUUCCCUGAGCCUGCCACACAAGCAUUGAUGGUACCAGAUGGAACCCUUUCACAAAAUAUUUUUUCAAGUGAUAAUGAGGACACAUUAUCUGACCAUAAUGAUGAUAGUGAUGAUGAUCCAGACUAUGUCUGUGAUUCUCAAGGAGAUUCUGACUCUUCAGGGAAGACUUCAUUAAAUAAUUCUCAAGCAUCAUUGCCUAAGGCUAAAUGUACAUCAAUAAAUGGCAUCACUCGAUCACUGAAAUCUCUGUCAUCAGAUCAGUCAUUGGAGGCAUCAUCAAGAUAUGGAGGCAUUGAUGCUGACCAUGAGGGGAUAACUGUGAUGAAGACCAACAAUCAAGGAGGGCGAAAAUAUGACAAGGUAGCUUAUUGCAUGAUGUGUGAGAAGCCCCACAAAAAACUUCCUGAUCACCUGCGGUCACAACAUUCCAAUGAAAUAAAGGUGGCUCAAUACAUGGCAGCAACGAAUCGAAAAGAAAAGGAUAAGCUAUUGACAUUGAUAAGAAAUAAAGGAAAUCACAUGCACAACUACAGGGUCUUCGAAAAGGGUCAUGGAGAGCUUGUGGUCGUAUAUAGACCUUCUUGUGAAGCAAAGCCCCGUGAUUAUCAGCCUUGCAAAGAUUGUUUGGGAUGGUUUGCGAAAGCCGAAUUGUGGAAACACCGCUGCAUUUUGAAGCAAGAAGAGCCGGCUAAGGAGCAAAAGAAAAAACGAAGAAGACUAUUAGCACAAGGUCGACUCUUGCUUCCACCAGUGCCCUGCACAUCAAGAGAUUCUAUAACACACAAAGUACUGAGUGGUCUCAGCGAUGAUGAAAUCAAGGCCUGCAUUCUAAAUGAUCAGUUGAUUCUAGAAUUGGCCAAGGUGUACUCUAAGAAAUUGGGCCAUGACGAAGAACAGCACAACCACAUCAGAUGCAAGUUACGAGAACUAGGAAGACUUGUACUUCAGUUCAGACGUUGCAGCUGCAAUGGCAAGGCAAGUCUGACUUCCCUGAUAUCACCAAAUGGUUUUAUGACUGUCUUGAGUGCUGUCAAGAAAGUGGCAGGCUUUGAUGAGGAGAACCACUUGUUCAAUACACCAAGUCUAGCACUUAAGCUGGGACAUACCUUAAGAAAGGCUGCCUUUGUGCUCCUGAGUAAGGCUUUGAUGGACAGAGAUGGGGAUGACAUGCAGAAACUUGUAGAAAAGUUCAUCAAGCUGCUGGACACUUGUUGGGGAUCUGAAAUCUCUACUCAUGCUCUACGAACUUUGUACCAGAGGAAACGAAACCAGCCCAAACUCCUACCCCUAACGAGUGAUGUUGUGGCUUUGUCAAGACACCUAGAGGUACAGGCUGAACUUUGUGUAGACAAACUGUCAUCUGGGACCGCAAUCGAAAACCAUAGCACAUGGAGAGAACUCAACAAGACCAUGCUGGCUCAUCUCAUUGUGUUUAAUAGGAGGAGACAAGGGGAAAUCAGCAAGAUGACUCUUGAUGACUACAAUAAAAUCAAGAAAGGUGAAUCUCAUAUGGUGGAAGGACAACUAGAGAUGCUGAAAGACUGGGAAAAAAAUCUUGUAAAGUUUCUCUGGAGAGUUGAGGUAGUAGGAAAACGUGGCAGGACAGUGCCGAUCCUUGUGACAGACUCCAUGAAAUCAUGUGUAGACACCCUUGUAUCCCACAGGGAGGAAGCAGGUGUAAACCCAAGCAACAAAUACCUGUUCGCUGUAGCCAAUAGUGACACUACAUCUCAUGUUCGAGGGUCAGAUGCUCUCCGUGAGCUGUCAGAAGCAUGUGGAGCACAAAAUCCUUCAACACUUCGAUCCACAAAAUUACGGAAGCAUGUAGCUACCAUGUCACAACUAAUGAGCUUGAGGGACCAUGAGAUGGACGCCUUAGCAAACUUCAUGGGCCACGAUAUUAGGAUACAUAGGGAGUAUUAUAGACUGCCAGAUGCUGCUAUGCAGGUGGCCAAAAUAUCAAAGAUCCUGUUCGCCAUGGAGGGAAAAGCUGGGAACCCGGUCCAGCUGAUUGGCACUGCAAAAAGUCUGGAUGAGCUUCAAAUCAAGUUAGAUGAAGAGAUCGACACUGGAGAACAGGGACCUGAAUCAUGUGAUGACAAUUGUGACAGCGAUGUUGAUUCUGGUGAUCAUGAUGUCGAACGUCAGCUACCUGGAUGCUCCCAAAAAGGUACCAAAAGGCAAAGGCAAACGCAACAUGUACUGGAAGAGGUUGAUGAACAGCCAAUAAGGAAGAAACGAAAGACAGCAUGGAGCGAUGCGGAAAAGUCGGCUGUCCAGAGACGUUUAGGAGCCUUUAUGACUGUUCAUUCUAAGCUACCUGGCAAGAGAGCGAUAGACGAAUGCUUGAAAGCUGAAGCUGUGCUGAAACACAGAACGUGGGUCAACAUCAAAGACUACGUAAGAAACUCGAAGGUUACCAAAAGCAGAAAAACACAGCCUUGGUAAAAACAUUCCCUUUAAUAUCAAAUCACCAUUUUUAUAUUGAAUACACACAUGCUUUUGUUUUGAGUCACCAAACUGCUGAAAAUGCUCAUAAAUUACAAG